Messenger RNA from Dichotomopilus funicola, 3087 nucleotides. RefSeq lists its product as uncharacterized. The transcript has 2 exons. NCBI's taxonomy places the organism in Eukaryota, Fungi, Ascomycota, Sordariomycetes, Sordariales, Chaetomiaceae. The record is from RefSeq and is a predicted model, not a curated record. The coding region runs from base 1 to 3087 and encodes 1028 amino acids.
AUGCCGGGGCUGACCCAGCUCAUGACCGCAUCGUACAGCCCGCAGACUCCAUCUCCGAAACAUGGUCAAGCCGCACGCACAGAUGAGGACUUUGUCGAACUUAGAGGGCCCGCCCCAUCGAAUUCUCCCUUCAGAAGAGCAUCACCCGCACCCGCUUUCUCACGGGCGCAUCAAGAACUAAAUGAACUCGACACAAAGCUCGGCGCCGUUCCCUCAUCCUCCACCGGGAUGUGUGCUGCGACCUCUAGCGAACCUGUGAUGUCGUCGCCACCUAGCCCAAGCGAUACAGCUCCAAGGGAAUCGCGCCCAAGUGACUGGAUUGGCGACGUGCUGAUCCCCGCCCGCAGCCGCGUUCGUAGUGGCACUUCGCCCAUCUGCUCCGAGCCAUCACGGCAAUGCACCAUGGAACCGGAAACAGAGUCGGCCCCACUACGCCGAAGUUCUGGACCUACUGUAGACGACGUAUCGAAUUAUUUCGAGAUCCGGAACGCCUAUCGGCCCCCGGAGGACGAAGUCGGUCCAGCAAGUCAUCCGGUCCAGGACACCCAGUCAGCCGAACAGGCAGAACAGCCUGUCGGCGAGAUACCACCGUCUGCAGGCCAGUCGCACGGUCUUCGCCAAGAGACCGGUUCUGGAGUAGGAGUCCCAGACGUCCUGAACGAGGGAGAAACUGACUCCGUUCUUCCUUUGGCUCCGAGUGACGAUACUGCUAUUGAUGCGGGAGCGACCUCGGGGCGAACGCUCGGGCCGGAUUCAUCCCACCGGAUGUCUUUUGGGCCACAUGCCAGGAUACCUGAGCCACAAGAAACGCAGGGAGUAGGCCGCACCGAGAGUCCCGACAGCCCCGUUCAAGAAGAUCCGGCGGAACCGAGCCUGGUCAAAAGCCCGCACUUGUUGCCGUCAAAAAAUGCUGCUGGCAGCGACACUUGUUCGGAAGAACCGACGGAUGUCACUCAUCCUGCUGGAACAGACUUAAGCCCGGCGACAACCCCUGCAGGCAACCAGACGCCUCGCCAUACAGACGAAGAUUCGGCUCCCGCCUUUACCAACCCGUGGAUUCACUCAACCCCCAAGGAAGCCGUUCCCCAAGCCCAGGAUACCGUAAAGAAGUUCAGCACCGGUAUUGAUUGGGCUGCCGAGUCAGAUGACGAUGACCCCGGCAUCGGCUUUCAAGAAUGGAGGGAGAAGAACCUGGCGCCUUCCCAGAUCGAAUCAACAGAGGUAGCGGCCCAUUCCGAAGACAAGCUCUCAUCCGAAACGAAACCUUCACCAGGAACUGCAGCAACGCCAGAGAUGGCGGAUCCCAACCGGUCGACGAAACCAGGGACGAAAUACACUCCUGUGGCACGCUCUGCUCCGUCCCGUGCGACGCCAAAACCGAGGACAAAGGAUGCCCCUCGAACGACUUUGGGCGGUAAGCAGAUGAGUUGGAGGAAGUCCUCGCCACAAACACCGGCCGCAAAAGAGGCUCCUUGGAGGCCUGCCACCAAACAUGUACCUCCAAACAAAAUGACGUGGAGCGAGAUUGCCCAAAAGAAAGCAGACAAGCCGACAACGGCAGGUCAAGAGAUUGAUUCGAGAACACCUCUACAAAACACCAAGGCUCCAACGCAAAACUAUAACAUUACGACCGAGUCAUCGACGUCUCAAGAAAAGGGAGUAUCACAAGCAACUCAGCCGACGAAUGAAAAGUGGAAACAAGGGGGCUAUUCUAAUACAAAGGCGGCCGGGUCUUUGGCACGGAGCAACAAGCAGCCACCAGCCAAGCCUAAGAUCAAGCAGCCGGCAAACAAGAAUCUUUUUAAUGCGCUGGGACAGCUAAUGGAUGACACCGCGGGAUCUGACGCCGAGGAACCUGAUCCUCUCGAAGGGUCCGAAAUGGAAGGCGGGCCGGAGUCUGGCGAAGUGCAGAAGGCUGUGGGGAAGGAUGUAACUCCGGACACGGUUAAUGUUCAAGCCAGUGAGGCGGAUAAGGGGAAAGUAGGGAAUGGGGCGAGAAAUGAGUCGGAUGAGCUCGCAACCCUAAAAUCCAAGCUGGGGACCGCACCUAGCUCCCCUGAAACUCCAUCAAAUCCAGCGACUGCUCGUGAGCAUGAACUCAAAGAUGAUGAAGCUAAAGAAAGCCGUCACCUGAUUCCGGCCAACCCACCCGACGAGACAUUGGGAUUGGAGACAGACAAGAGCAACAGCCUCAAAAGUGCUCCUACUCAGGAGUCCCAACCAGCACCCAAGAUGUUAGACAAGGACGAUGUUCCGAAGAAGCAAGGAACCCCCUUACCACAGCACCAAAGCAAAAAGACCAAACGCAAAAAGAAGAAUAAGAAGAAAUCCAAGUCCAAAAAGAAGGCCGCUCAACCAGAGGCCCCUGACUCGCAAUUGACAACCCUCUCUCGACGCUCGUCCACCUCUACACUCGAUGGCGAGGCCGCACCAAUGGAUACGCCCCCCUCCUCCCCCGACUCGCCCAAGCUCGAUUCCUCACCCCCAUCCGUCCCCACGGUCGCGCCACUUUCACCUGCAGCGACCCCAGCGGGCAAAACGCGCCUCUCGGCCCUCACUUUGGAUUACAUGGCGCACCACCCACUAGAGGUGGAAGAUUUAAUCCGCGUGGGGCCGAUGAGGUCCUUGCCGUGGCCUGGACAAGAGGCGGGUGAAAACGACGAUGAUCAAGACGGCGCCAAUGGUGGUGCUGCUCAUCCUAGUGUUGGAAGCAAACAGGCACACAUCGCUGCGAAGCGCAAGGCUCUCAAGCUUCGCAAGAAGGCUACCAAACGGGGAGAAGUCGAGAUGGUGUGCCGAUGGACUGCGCCGCGGCAUGCGCGGUGGGAACUGUUGGAGAGGCGGUUUACCGGAGAUGGGGCAGCGAGGGACUUGGGGAUGACGUUCGACGAGUUGGCAGCGGCAGCAUUUGAUUCGGAGGAUUCGGAUACCGAAAGCGAGGAAGAAGUUGGGGAUAAAGGUGGUAGCGGGGUGGGUCCGAAUCAGGAAGAGGGUGAUGGGUCGAAGUUCGAUGGCGAAGAUGGCCGGGGCAAGAUUGAUGGAGGGCAAGCCGCCGGCUCAAGGGGAGUCGGGAACAAUAUCAACUAG